AUGGGUUCCGGAAGACUCUCCCUCGUCCUCUUCCUGCUCCUGGCCUUCUCCUCGAGUGACCUUCCCGGCUGCGUAGACGCCCGGCCUCUCCGCUUCUUCGACCAUCGGAGUAAGCUCUCUCUCUCUCUCCCCUCUCUCUCUCUCUAAAAGGGUCUUGGUGGGACUGAGGGAUGGUCGCCUUGCUGGCAGACUAUGCGAAGGUGCUGGCGUCGCUGGGAUUGACGUGCCGGUGCUGCGACGGGGAAGGAGGGGAGUGCAGGACGCAGUGGGACUCCGCGUGCGCCGAGGUCCGAUGCCAUCCGUGGAAGUUCCUCUGA
Messenger RNA from Spirodela intermedia, 317 nucleotides. The record is from the annotation of a GenBank genome assembly. Lineage: Eukaryota; Viridiplantae; Streptophyta; Magnoliopsida; Alismatales; Araceae.